UCCCCCCUCCCCCGCCGCGGAUCCUGGCCGCCGCUCUCCAGACCCAGGAUGCCGGGGGGCAAGAGAGGGCUGGUGGCACCGCAGAACACAUUUUUGGAGAACAUCGUCAGGCGCUCCAGCGAAUCGAGUUUCUUACUGGGAAAUGCCCAGAUUGUGGAUUGGCCUGUAGUUUAUAGUAAUGAUGGUUUUUGCAAACUCUCUGGAUAUCAUCGAGCUGACGUCAUGCAGAAAAGCAGCACUUGCAGUUUUAUGUAUGGGGAAUUGACAGACAAGAAGACCAUUGAGAAAGUCAGGCAAACUUUUGACAACUAUGAGUCAAACUGCUUUGAAGUUCUUCUGUACAAGAAAAACAGGACCCCUGUUUGGUUUUAUAUGCAAAUUGCACCAAUAAGAAAUGAACAUGAAAAGGUGGUCUUAUUCCUAUGCACUUUCAAGGACAUUACAUUGUUCAAACAGCCAAUAGAGGAUGAUUCAACAAAAGGUUGGACAAAAUUUGCCCGAUUGACUCGGGCUUUGACAAACAGUCGAAGUGUUUUGCAGCAGCUUACACCAAUGAAUAAAACAGAGGUUGUCCACAAACAUUCAAGGUUAGCUGAAGUUCUUCAGCUGGGAUCAGAUAUCCUUCCUCAGUAUAAACAAGAAGCGCCAAAGACGCCACCACACAUUAUUUUACACUAUUGUGCUUUUAAAACUACUUGGGAUUGGGUGAUUUUAAUUCUUACCUUCUAUACCGCCAUUAUGGUUCCUUACAAUGUCUCCUUCAAAACGAAGCAGAACAACAUAGCCUGGCUGGUGCUGGACAGUGUGGUAGAUGUCAUUUUCCUGGUGGACAUUGUUUUAAAUUUUCAUACCACUUUUGUGGGACCUGGUGGAGAGGUUAUUUCUGACCCCAAGUUGAUAAGGAUGAACUAUUUGAAAACUUGGUUUGUGAUCGAUCUGUUGUCUUGUUUACCUUAUGACAUCAUCAAUGCCUUCGAAAAUGUGGAUGAGGGAAUCAGCAGUCUCUUCAGUUCUUUAAAAGUGGUGCGUCUCUUGCGACUGGGUCGCGUCGCUAGGAAAUUGGACCAUUACCUGGAGUAUGGAGCGGCUGUCCUCGUGCUCCUGGUGUGUGUGUUUGGUCUCGUUGCCCACUGGCUGGCUUGUAUCUGGUACAGCAUCGGGGACUACGAGGUCAUCGACGAAGUCACGAACACCAUCCAGAUAGACAGCUGGCUCUACCAGCUGGCCCUGAGCAUUGGGACUCCGUACCGAUACAACACCAGUGCAGGGACCUGGGAAGGCGGCCCCAGCAAGGAUUCACUGUACGUGUCCUCUCUCUACUUUACCAUGACAAGCCUUACAACCAUAGGAUUUGGAAACAUUGCUCCUACCACAGAUGUGGAGAAGAUGUUUUCGGUGGCCAUGAUGAUGGUUGGCUCUCUUCUUUAUGCAACUAUUUUUGGAAAUGUUACCACAAUUUUCCAGCAGAUGUAUGCCAACACCAACCGAUAUCAUGAGAUGCUGAAUAAUGUUCGGGAUUUUCUGAAACUCUAUCAAGUCCCCAAAGGCCUUAGCGAACGAGUCAUGGAUUAUAUUGUCUCCACCUGGUCUAUGUCAAAAGGCAUUGACACAGAGAAGGUCCUCUCCAUCUGUCCCAAAGACAUGAGAGCAGAUAUCUGUGUUCAUCUAAACCGGAAGGUUUUUAAUGAACAUCCUGCUUUUCGAUUGGCCAGCGAUGGGUGCCUGCGUGCCUUGGCGGUGGAGUUCCAGACUAUUCACUGUGCUCCUGGGGACCUCAUUUACCAUGCUGGAGAAAGUGUGGAUGCUCUGUGCUUUGUCGUGUCGGGAUCCUUGGAAGUCAUCCAAGAUGAUGAGGUGGUGGCUAUUUUAGGGAAAGGUGAUGUAUUUGGAGAUAUCUUCUGGAAGGAAACAACUCUUGCUCAUGCAUGUGCCAAUGUCCGGGCACUGACAUACUGUGACCUCCACAUCAUCAAGCGAGAAGCCUUGCUCAAAGUCCUGGACUUUUACACGGCUUUUGCAAACUCAUUCUCAAGGAAUCUCACUCUGACUUGCAAUCUAAGGAAACGGAUCAUAUUUCGUAAAAUCAGUGAUGUGAAGAAGGAAGAGGAGGAGCGUCUCAGACAGAAGAACGAGGUCACUCUCAGCAUCCCUGUGGACCACCCAGUCAGGAAGCUCUUUCAGAAGUUUAAGCAACAGAAGGAGCUGCGGAAUCAGGGGUCAUCACAGAGCGACCCCGAGCGGAACCAGCUUCAAGUAGAAAGUCGCUCCUUGCAGAACGGAGCCUCCAUUACUGGCACCAGUGUGGUCACUGUGUCCCAGAUCACACCCAUCCAGACGUCGCUGGCCUACGUGAAAACCAGUGAAUCCCUCAAGCAAAACAACCGCGAUGCCAUGGAGCUCAAGCCCAAUAGUGGUGCUGACCCCAAAUGUCUCAAAGUCAACAGUCCCAUACGGAUGAAGAACGGAAAUGGGAAAGGGUGGCUGCGACUCAAGAAUAACAUGGGAGCCCACGAGGAGAAAAAGGAAGACUGGAACAAUGUCACUAAAGCUGAGUCCCUGGGGCUGUUGUCUGAGGACCCCAAGGGCAGCGACUCAGAGAACAGCGUGACCAAAAACCCGCUAAGGAAAACAGAUUCUUGCGACAGUGGGAUCACAAAAAGUGACCUUCGUUUGGAUAAAGCCGGUGAGGCACGAAGUCCAUUAGAGCACAGCCCCAUUCAGGCUGAUGCCAAGCACCCCUUUUAUCCCAUCCCGGAGCAGGCCUUACAAACCACACUGCAGGAAGUCAAACACGAACUGAAAGAGGACAUCCAGUUGCUGAGCUGCAGAAUGACUGCCCUGGAAAAGCAGGUGGCAGAAAUAUUGAAAAUACUCUCUGAAAAAAGUGUGCCCCAGACCUUGUCCCCCAAAUCCCAAAUGCCACUCCAGGUACCUUCCCAAAUACCAUGUCAGGAUAUUUUUAGCGUUUCAAGGCCUGAGUCACCUGAAUCUGACAAAGACGAGAUCCACUUUUAAUAGAUAUGCAUAUAUAUUUGUUAAUAGAUUCCAAAAAGUAUAUACAUCUAUAUACAUAUGUG
Messenger RNA from Condylura cristata (star-nosed mole), 3077 nucleotides. RefSeq names its product potassium channel, voltage gated eag related subfamily H, member 5 (gene KCNH5). The coding region runs from base 49 to 3015 and encodes 988 amino acids. Gene Ontology annotation, cellular component: membrane. Lineage: Eukaryota; Metazoa; Chordata; Mammalia; Eulipotyphla; Talpidae. The transcript is spliced from 11 exons. Gene Ontology annotation, molecular function: voltage-gated potassium channel activity. The record is from RefSeq and is a predicted model, not a curated record. Gene Ontology annotation, biological process: potassium ion transmembrane transport; regulation of membrane potential.